UACAUUAAUAAUAUAUGUAUAGCUCUAACGAGCCAUCAAACCACUAUAUUGUUAAUAUAACUCUGACCAGCUAUCAAACGAAAAGCAGGAGAUUUUGAAUAUUGUUGUUCAAGUUGACCACUCAUCUUCUUCGAGAAGCUACAAAAUCAAAAAAGCAAAAAGUAGUCAAAGGGGACACUCUACCACCAACCAAUCAAUGGCUAGAGCCACCAUUGGCUCAGCCACCUAUAUCUCCUCUUCCUCCUUCAACCAUCUCAAAAAUCUCUCUAAUUCUCCCCUCCCCGUCCACGUCACCUUCCUCCGCCGUUCAAAAUCCACCGGCGUCACCGCAAUGUCGGCCGCCGGCAAUGUUCCUCAUCCAUCAUUAGAAAUCACCGGCGGAGGCCGAGACAUGUUUAUUUCUGCAUUCAAAUCACUUAACAAUCCCUACAGUGCUUAUCCAAUUGUCGGUUGGAAUCGCCAUAUAGAAACUAUUUUUGCUUCCUUUUUUAGGUCAACUCCUGACGUACGUCUCCGGCGAGAGUGUUUGAGGACCAAGGAUGAUGGCUCUGUAGCUCUUGAUUGGGUCUCCGGCGAUGAUCGCCGGUUGCCUCCCGAUUCUCCGUUGCUCAUUUUGCUUCCAGGUCUGACUGGGGGAAGCGAUGAUUCGUAUGUGAGGCAUAUGCUGGUGAGAGCUAGAAGUAGGGGUUGGAGAGUUGUGGUGUUCAAUAGCAGAGGCUGUGGAGAUAGUCCUGUGACAACUCCUCAGUUCUAUUCAGCUUCAUUUCUUGGUGAUAUUUAUGAAGUGGUGGCACAUGUCAGCAACCGCUAUCCAGCUGCAAAUUUAUAUGCAAUAGGCUGGUCUCUUGGAGCAAAUAUUCUUGUUCGCUACUUGGGACAGGAAUCUCAUUCUUGCCUUCUCUCUGGUGCUGUUUCUUUGUGCAAUCCUUUCAAUUUGGUCAUUGCAGACGAAGAUUUCCAUAAAGGCUUUAAUAAUGUUUAUGACAAAGCAUUAGCAAAUUCUCUCCGUAAAAUUUUCAAAAAGCAUGCUCUACUGUUUGAAGAUAUGGAAGGUGAAUUUAAUAUAUCAUUAGCUGCCAAUGCCAAAAGUGUCAGAGAAUUUGAUGAUGGACUGACACGAGUUUCAUUUGGAUUCAAGUCUGUGGAUGAUUACUAUUCUAACUCAAGCAGCUCAGAUUCCAUUACAAAUGUCUGUACACCUCUGCUUUGUAUCCAAGCUGCAAAUGAUCCAAUUGCUCCAUUCAGAGGAAUUCCUCGUAAAGAUAUUGAGGAGAACUCAAACUGUAUGCUGAUUGUAACCCCAAAAGGAGGCCAUCUUGGUUGGGUGGCAGGUCCUGAAUCCCCACGAGGAUCUCCAUGGACCGAUCCACAUGUGAUGGACUUCUUGGAGCAUAUAGAACAUGGCAAGUCUGCUUCUGCUCUAUGUGCUAGUGAUCAGGAGAUUAUGAACAGCAGUAUUGCGGACAGAUUCCAACACCUUGAGGUAUAGGCAACAAGUUGUCGUAGUCAAAUAUCCCAUCAUGUUGAUAUAGGCACGCGACAGUCGCUGUCUUGUGAGAUUAAUAUAGGCACAUUGAAACGUAUCAUAAAUCGUCAAAUUUUGGUGAGUUACUUUGGUAUUCUUGCUCUGCAACAUGGAGCCUAUUCUUUGAUUAUCCUCCACACAUCCAAGAAUUGUACAAGCCAUAGUGUCGUUCGGUGAAACAAUUCAUUACGGAAACUUUCUAUAUAUAGAUUGCUACAAAGUGGUGGAUGUAAACUCUACUAACCGCAAUUCUAUGCUCCUCAUUGAAGAUGGGAGUUGGCUCUAAAACUCUCCAGAAGUAACACUAUAAAUUUACUAAUUAUAUUUCUGCAUUGUGCCA
Molecule: messenger RNA, 1865 nt
Organism: Capsicum annuum
Lineage: Eukaryota; Viridiplantae; Streptophyta; Magnoliopsida; Solanales; Solanaceae
Product: embryogenesis-associated protein EMB8
Exons: 8
Coding region: 197-1489 (430 amino acids)
Molecular function (GO): monoacylglycerol lipase activity; short-chain carboxylesterase activity
Source: RefSeq, a predicted model, not a curated record